CGAGCAGAGGAUGAGAUGACAGAUCAUGAGGAGUACUGUGCCAACAACAAGACUGCUAGAAUCAUCAUGCCUCAACUCAAGGAAGAUGGAAGCCCACCAACAAUGAAAUUCGAGAAGCAUUUGAAUAAAUUUAGACUACCAUUGGUGGCCUAUGCAGAUUUUGAAUGUCCACUGGAGAAGCCUGAGGAAGAGCAGCAAUGGAUUGGGAAGGCAACCAAAGUGAUCCAGCAUCACACAGCAAUGAGCUACUGCCUCUAUUUUGUUAGAGAUAAGAACUUAUCUCCAUCAUGGCUGACACUCAUCAACCUCAUCCCUAAGGAGCCAAUUGUCUACAGAGGACCUGAUGCAGCUGAAUACUUCAUCAAAACUCUGACCAUGCAUGCGAGAGACCUGGAUGAGGCAAUCAAUCAUUGUCAAAUAAAGAUGAUUCCACUUUUUAAGAGGGAGAAAGCCAGACACAAUGCUGCCACCAACUGUGAAGCCUGCGAGAAACCAUUCAAUGGUGACAAGGUGUAUGACCAUUGUCAUAUACCAGUGGUCUACUGGAAUGCUCUGUGCAGCAAGUGCAACCUUCAAAGAUGUUGUACAACAUUCAUCUCUGUUUUUCUUCACAACUCUUCCAAUUUCGACACUCACUCGAUCAUACCGCACCUUGAAACCAAUAAAAAGCAGCUGACUGUCAUCCCAAACACAUCAGAAAAGUACAUAUCAUUCACCAAACAAAUUUCCCAACAACUGCACCCACAAUUCAUCAAUACCUUCAGAUUCACACCGGACAGCUUGGACAACCCAGUCAUCAACCUUGUCAAGUCUGCUGAAGAAGUGUCAACAGUGCUACCACAUACAGCUAGAGAAUUUGGAGACAAACUGGAAUUGGUUUCCAGAAAGGGUGUGUUCCCCUACAAAUAUUGUGACUCAUGGGAAAAACUGGAGGAGACCUCACUACCACCAAAGGAAGAGUUUUUCAGCAAGCUAACUGACAGCCACAUCAGUGAUGAGGCAUAUGAACAUGCUCAACAAGUGUGCGAGAAAUUUGACUGCAAGACCCUGGAAGAGUACAGUGAUCUAUACCUCAAAACAGAUGUUCUCCUUCUGGCCAAUGUCUUUGAAUGCUUCAGAGAUAUGUGCUUGAGAAACUAUAACUUGGAUUGUGCACACUACUUCACAUCACCAGGCUUCUCCUUUGAUGUUAUGCUGAAGUAUACAAAAGUUGAACUGGAACUCCUAACUGACUAUGACAUGUAUAUGUUCAUUGAACGAGGCAUCAGAGGCGGAAUAACAACAUGUGUUCAUCAACAUGCCAUUGCCAACAACGCCUACACAGGAGCGCCUGUCGACCCCGAGAAGCCCACAUCAUAUCUCCUGUACACAGUUGCAAACAACCUGUAUAGCUGGGCGAUGUGUCAACUGCUGCCAUGUCAGAAAUUCCAGUGGAUGGAGAAAGAUGAGUUGGAGUGGGUGAGCAGAGGUGUUGAUGGUGUUGGAGAUGUUCAAAGGAUUGGCUACAUCUUGGAGGUGGACGUGGAGUACCCAGCUGAACUUCACGACUCCCACAACGAUUUUCCAUUCCUAGCCGAGAACAAAAAACACCAAAAUCAGGAUUGUUGAGAUUGAUGACAACUCUAAGCAACUGUGAAUGAUAUGUAUCUCAUUACCGCACCCUCAAGCAAGCAGUACAAUAUGGACUGAAAAUCUCUAAAGUUCAUUGAGGUAUAAGGUUUGAGCAGGAGGACUCCCUAGCACCCUACAUCAUGCCAAACACCAAACUUCAACGACAGUCAAGGAACAAAUUUGAAAAAAAUUUCUUCAAACCGAUGAACAAUGCAGUUUUUGGCAAGACAAUGGAGAAUGUUCAAAAGCAUAUAAACAUGAAGCUUGUCAACAAUGAGAAAUGUCUAAGGAAACUGAUUGCCCAACCAACCUUCAACGACCGCAUCAUCUCUGGCGAGAACAUUUGUGCCAUGACACUGCACAAGGAGAAAGUUGAGCUGAACAAACCUAUCUACAUUGGUUCGACCUAUCUACAUCAGUUGUUGCUCAGGCUUUGAGAGUUGAAUGGAUGGUUUCUGUAGGAGUGCUGUCUAAUCAGUGUUUUUCGAUUCUACUACACAGUAAACAGUGAACUAUGACUUGCUAGGUUAUUUUUCUUGUGCGGCUGUGCAUUGUGAUUUUCUGUUUUUCUAUAACGGACUGGUUUUUCCACCAAUUUUAACUUAUUGUUUUUGGACAUUCCAAAUAAAUAUUGAAAUGGCGAGUACAUGUAUAACAUGCAACCAGCAAAUUGGGUGCACAUCAAAAUCGAAAAUUGCUUGUUCAACCUGCAGAUCCAUCCACCAUGGAGACUGUGUCGGUCUCAAGGAUGCCGAAGUUGAGAUCCUCCAGAACAAGUUUUGGAACUGUAAGGCUUGUACUAACACCAUGUGUCAGCUAAGAGCGAGUUCAGAUUCGACGCCCGUCAAACAGAUGCAACCUGCAACAACCAAACAAAUAACAGUGUUUCAAAAUCAUUCUUCCACUGCUCAUGUAACCCUAGAUCAAAUGAACGAACUUUUAAAAAAAGUUAGUGAAGACUUGUACAAGAAAUUAAGUACUGAGAUUGCUGCAUGUAGGACCCUCAUGGAAUCUACUAAUCAAAAGUUGAGCGAUCAACAAAGGCAAAUAUCGGACUUGACUCUCAAAAACCAACAUCUGAAAGCCAGAUCACGCGAAACCGAACUGAACCAAGAUGAACUUGACCAAAAUGGUAGGAGAAAUUUGGUGGGAAUUUUUGGUGUGCCAGAAUUGAAAAAUGAGAAUGUUACUGAUCUGAUUAUUGAUAUUGGGAAGGCGCUAAAUGUUACAUUGGAACCAACCUCAAUAGUUAUAACCGUCUACCAAAAAUAAAGAAUCAACCAACUUCUAUGAUUCAUAUUCGUUUUGUGCGACGUGGGGAUGCAGACGCUUUACUUACAAACAGGCAUGACACAUAAAAAUUCACUACAGAUCGCAUCAACAUGCAGGGCAAUACUCCAAUCUACCUGAACCAAUCACUAACUGUCAAAAGAAGGAAGCUGUAUGCACGAGCCAAGUAUCUUCUAGGAGAUGAAGGAGCACGCUGGCUGUGGAUAGAUCGAGCCUGUAGAGUGAAAUUGAGAAGCGAAGAUGGAUCUACAUUCACAGUGUUGAGAGAUGAUGAGGACUUGGAAGAUGCUUUGAAGGCUAAUGUUGUUGAACAUUAGCAAGGGCAAGACCCUUGUGUAUCAAUUUCACUACAAUGUGAUGAUACCGACAUACAAAGAGAACCUGCAACUGCUCAACCAGAAUACGGACAGCCUAUUCUACAUUGUGAGAACUGAGAACCUCUAUGAUGACAUCAUCAACAACCAGCAACUGAAAGACACCUUUGAUACAUCUGAGUAUCUGACCGACCACCCAUGCUAUUCAGACAUAAACACGAUGGUACUUGGAGAGUUCAAGGAUGAAUAUGCCGGCAGAGCUCCUCAUAAAUAUGUAGGUCUAUGAUAAAAGCUGUAUGCCUGCAGAUGCUUCACCAAAGCUUCAAGUCAAUUGAAGAGUGGUUUGAUAAAGAAAGCUAAAGGAGUGAGGAGACCAAUACUUGGACAAGAACUGUUGAAAUCCCACCCAGAUGCUGAAUGAUACAUCACCUUUCAGGACUACCUUGACUGUCUCUAUGAGAACAAAGACAUCUCUAGGAAGCAGGUGAUGUUUGGUACCAGGAAGCAUCAAAUCAUGACUCUGGUGCAGAAAAAGAAGGCACUAAUCAAUGCUGAUGAAAAGAGACAUUAUUAUAUUGGAUGAUGGAGUUCAUACUUUGGCAUUUGGACAUCAUUCUCUUCCUUGUAAAAGGAGCAAUGAUGAUGAUGAUGAAGAAGUUGAUGAACCAUCUGCAAAAAGUUUUGCCAGAGUGAUAAUGAGUAACAGUCAUCAUUAGAGAACUGAAAAUUAUAUAGAAAAAACGAUCUCAUACAGAAUGUACUUUAGGAUACUGAUAACAUGACAUCAAUGCUAUUGAACUCAUGAGAGUCAAUGCUUCAUACAUAGAUUUGUGCAAUGUGUGUUCAGCAGAAAACCCUGUCACAUAGACUUCUACCCUAAAUGAUGUGAACAUGAAUAUGGCCGGGGAACGAGCUGUGGAGGGAGCUCUCUGCAAACAAGUCCACUGCGCAUACAAUCUGCACACCUGUCUUUACCCUACAUUCACAUUGCUGGACUUUCUGGAAGCAGUUGUUGCAAGGUCAGUCGAGGUCUGUGCACCAUACUGUGAAGAACAAGCAUCCUUUGUUAUUAUUACUCCAGUGAGUACUACAACAACUCUUGCUGCUAGCACUACAACUCCCUCUAGUACUACUCCAACUAGUGCUGCUGCUACUACAACUCCUGCUACUUUGCCAGACCCAGUACCAACAUCAGCCUGCAGUGGAGCAAGCAGACAUGUGUGAGUGUGGAGACUGUCUUCUAGUAACCAGCAACCAAUGGAUCAUACAACCAUUUCUAAACUUUGGAGAGAAGGGCCUGUCUGAACCAUUUGGAAAAGCUCAAAACUUCUUGGAGACAUUGACUUACAUCUUCCACGAUACUGAAGUGUCAAGCUGCACCGAUCUAUGUGAGGGAGCAGUCAUCUUGAAAUUCUUGUUCAGCAGAGGAUUUUGCAAAAUAAGUGAUCAACUAGGAGAUUUGUAUCAUUGGAUAGUUCUUGAUAUAUUGGACUGAAAUAUCAUCUUUGUACACUAUAUAUCAUAUAUUUUCAUGCAUACACUGUAAAUAAACAUCAAGUAAUGCCACAA
Molecule: messenger RNA, 4784 nt
Organism: Nilaparvata lugens (brown planthopper)
Lineage: Eukaryota; Metazoa; Arthropoda; Insecta; Hemiptera; Delphacidae
Exons: 2
Coding region: 16-1608 (530 amino acids)
Biological process (GO): DNA replication
Molecular function (GO): DNA binding; DNA-directed DNA polymerase activity; nucleotide binding
Source: RefSeq, a predicted model, not a curated record